Lineus longissimus is the source of this 2077-nucleotide messenger RNA. RefSeq lists its product as uncharacterized. The transcript has 4 exons. The record is from RefSeq and is a predicted model, not a curated record. The coding region runs from base 472 to 1422 and encodes 316 amino acids. Lineage: Eukaryota; Metazoa; Nemertea; Pilidiophora; Heteronemertea; Lineidae.
GACGGUCUUGAUCACAUUCUCUUGACGAAUAUAUUGACACGCGAAUCGGACGCAUCCAAGGCUCUAAUCAGACCGCUGACGCCAGAUUAUUUGCGCAAUUGAUCUGAAACUUCACCAUUUCCUCUUAAUACGUAUUCAUGAGUGCAAAAAUGCGGUUUUAUAUGUGAUGGAAAGUACCCUACUGCUCACUGAGACCAUUUCUUGAAUUGUGCGUCACGUCACCUAAAUCGAUAGGAAAAGAGUUUGAUCCUCGGUCACAAUAAGAGUUAGGCUGCAGCGAACUGCACGGAUUCCAAGGAAAAGCUACUGUAAGCUGUAAAGGUCAAAAAGUUCAUUUUCUUUUGGGAAACGACUACAGCAUCUUUUUUUAUUCGGGGACGGAGCAGCUAAAGUGGUCUGUAGUAUCUCUGAAUCCAAAUCUUGGGGAAACGAAUUUUCGGGAAACGUUGCGGAAUUUCUGAAAGGUUGGCCAUGGCAUUGCAUUUUUGGCGAUAUGGAUUGUUGAUGGUGGCUCUUAUACUAGUUGGAUUCUAUCCAGUGUCCACUGCCACAGAGAAACCAAUAGGAGUCUGGCCAAUGUCGCAAGCCAGCGGCAGGGACGUCUCUGGCUACCACAACCACGGUAAGCCCUCGGGCCUGGUCUUUGUCGACGGCGUGGGAGGCUUACCAAAAACUGCAGUAGACUUCAACGGGGCUGGAAGAAAAAUAACAAUAUCCAAGCUAAAUGGAAUGGUAGGCUCCAGUUUUACCGUUGGCGCCUACAUCCGGGUUAUUACAGCGCCCUCCACGAGUGUCCCCAUUGUUUCAUUCCAAACACCUGGGACGACGGCGUCAACGUUUGUAUUUGGUGUGACGCCAAAUUUCAAGUUGCGUGUCUUCUUCGAGAAGGAAGACUUCCAGCCGAUACACGGGAUAGAGGCGAACACAUGGACCUUCGUUGGCAUAUCCUACGACGCUGACAUUGGCAUGACGCGUCUCUGGAUCCAGGACACAGCAAUAGCGGUCCUGUCCCUAUCGCCUGAUCUCAUUACUGGGAUAGGCGGCGCCACGAUCGGCGGAAGUUACCCACGAGCUGGACUCUUGCUGACCUUUGAAGGUUAUAUUUCCUGCGUGGUAUUGUACGAGAGUGCAUUGGGUUCGUUGGAUAUUCAAACAGUGAAGCGGACCUGCACAGCAUACGACAGCGGUGUCGUGUUCUCCAGAAUCGGCCCCGGCCUCCUCCCGUCCGGCGCCGCCCUAUGGUCCCUCAAUGCCAGAAGCGCCGCGGAGUGCUCCGGCGAAUGUUUCGCCCACCCGUCUUGCCAGUCUUGCAGUUUCUCCUCGCUGAAAACCAUGUGCUUUCUCGGCAACAUGGUGAUGGAUUCAUCCAAACUGAUAACGUCCGGGGACUAUAAAUCAUACAACUUUGGUGUAAAGCUUUGAGAUGGGACCAUAUCUGACGAGUAAACAAAGAGUUGGCCACGCUACAUCCCAAAGUAAGACUCCCGCAGUCCAUUUCGUCAUCCUGAUUGUCUCUCCUUCAUCGCGACAGGACAAGGCCAGUCCACUGCGUCCGGAGUGUCCCGAUAGUCAGAGCUAUCGCAGAAACUACCGAGGAAACACGACGACGAGUAGAAUGGACAAACUUUUGUAAUUAUGACGAAAAAAGUGUCAAAUGAGAAAGUGACCGGUGAUGAAAUUAGUUGUGGAAGAAGCGACACAGUUUGUGUACUAUUAGAAUCUGCAUGGGUGGCUGCUCUGCUUGAAGUGAAUUUUGCAGGACCAACGUUUUAGCCUACUUAAUUUUCACCGGCCUCGAAAAUGUACCUCUUCAUUCCAGAAGAAUGCCGAGUCAGGAGAAUCGACUCGAACUUUAAAACAAAUCCGCCAUUGCUGACAUCAUUGGCGCAAAAAACUUUAUUUUUAUGUAAGUUUUCUUUCGCGUCAAGAAUGUGCCGAAAUCUUCAAGGCAUUCUACUACAGGAUAGGCCAGAAAAAGUCGUAGGACACGCAUCAUUCCUCUGUGCUGGUUAGAAUCUCGACCGAGUCGGCAAUGCCAAAAUCUGAAAGAAAAUAAACAACACAAAGUGAAUAAAUA